Telopea speciosissima is the source of this 938-nucleotide messenger RNA. Its product is annotated as dnaJ homolog subfamily C member 28-like. NCBI's taxonomy places the organism in Eukaryota, Viridiplantae, Streptophyta, Magnoliopsida, Proteales, Proteaceae. The record is from RefSeq and is a predicted model, not a curated record. Bases 75 to 776 code for a protein of 233 amino acids. The transcript has 3 exons.
GAUGAUUACCAGUUUACCACCAAUUCCAUGCCCAAGGGUCCAGGCCGAGCGCGGUUGGUUCCGGCCAAGCAGCCAUGGCUCUGCGGGUUGCGACCUCGAUCGCAGAAGCAGGAGCGCUGCCAUCGCCAUUUCCUUUUUCGUCGCACGUCGCUGCUCUAUUUCACCUCGUCGAUCUGGUUGGGCCCAGACCAAAUAGACCCAGAUUGGCUUCUUCGCGCGCCGACCCGGACGACCCCCAAUCCUCCUCGUCCAAGCCUGAGAAGAAGCUCAAGCUCGCCGACCGUCUAUCCGCCGUUAUAGACGUCGUCAACGAUCGUAAACUCCCUCCUGAACUCCGUGGCCAACGAAACAACGUCAGGUCAGAAACCGAUAUCAUUAAUGUUGUUGAGCAGAGAAUAUGGCAUUCCAUGGAAGAAGGUCAGUUUGAGAACUUGCCAGGAAAAGGCAAACCGCUCGAUCUUAGUUCUAACCCUCAUGCAGACCCGGCGGAAGACACAUUGUACAGGAUACUCUCAAAAAAUGGAUGUGCACCUGAGUGGGUUGAACUUAACAAGGAGAUACGAGGAAAAAUCAAUGAAUGGCGGUUGGCCCUGAAGAAAGCACAAGCUGACAGAUUAAAUGGAAAUAAUGCCAAAUGGAUUGAAGACUCUGAGGUUCUCAAGGUGCAGUUGCAUGAAAUCAAUGAUAAGGUCUUCCGUUAUAAUCUCAUUGUUCCUUUUGGACGCCAGAUGUUUGGACUCAAGUGGGAGAAAGAAUUGGAUCGAUUAGAUGGAUGAUCCCUCAAUUUUUAGGUUUUGUAUUUCCCUUGUGUAUCUUAUUUAUAUUUAUUGUGUGAUGGGGAUUAUUGGUAUCUUUAGAUGGACUUUUGGUUCCAUAUUAUGUUAUGAAUGGACGUGAUAUGGAUGACCCAUGAAUGAGGAAUACAGAAUUAUAUCUAC